Messenger RNA from Coturnix japonica (Japanese quail), 1721 nucleotides. It is a transcript of the gene CYP21A2, whose product is annotated as cytochrome P450 family 21 subfamily A member 2. Lineage: Eukaryota; Metazoa; Chordata; Aves; Galliformes; Phasianidae. The record is from RefSeq and is a predicted model, not a curated record. Gene Ontology annotation, molecular function: heme binding; iron ion binding; steroid 17-alpha-monooxygenase activity. Gene Ontology annotation, biological process: progesterone metabolic process; hormone biosynthetic process.
GGAAGCACUUUGAGGGGGGGCACACGCUGAUGUAUUUUUAUGAGAAAAACCUGUAUGUUUUAUAAUGAAUUUUGGGGGGGGGCGGGGUGUUGCAACUCGAUGCCCCUGUUCUGGGAGGAGGGUUUUGGGUGUGGGGGGGGUGGAGCUUUUGGGGUCCCUCCCCUUCAUAAGGUGUUAUAGGGGCAGAGCUGGCCCCCCCCCCCACACACCCCAUAGAGCAAUGGUGGCGGUGAUGCUUCUGCUGCUGCUCCUCCUCGCCCUGAUCUGGGGGGGGUCAGCCAGGCGGGGAGGGGCACCGUGGUGGGGGGUCUUCCACCUUCUGCACCCAGAGGGGCCACAGCACCUCCACAUCCUCACCCGAACCUAUGGGGACCCCUUAUGCCUGCGCCUGGGGGGGCGAGAGGUGGUGGUGCUGAGCUCUGCAGCCGCCAUCCGUGAGGCUCUGGCACGACGCUGGGGGGACUUCGUGGGACGCCCUCAUAGUUACCUGGCGUCCCUGGUGUCCCGUGGGGGGCAGGACCUGGCACUGGGGGAUGCAUCCCCAGAGUGGAGACGGCAGCGGGGGGCAACGCGGGGAGCGCUGGCACGAGCUGUGAGACACCUGGAGCCCAUCCUGGAGCUGCAGGGCUGGGCGCUGUGCAGGGAGCUGAGCUCUUAUGGGGCUGCCCCAGUGGAUCUUUUUGAGGCGUUUGCGUUCCAUACCUGCAGCACCAUCUGCCGUCUCGCCUUCGGGGACCUGAUGCCCCCCGAGGCGGAGGUGCGCUCCUUUACACGUUGUGUGGUGGAACUGCUGGAGGUUUGGGGCCGGGCCAGUGUGCGGGCACUGGAUGUGCUGCCUCCACUAAGGGUGCUGCCCAACCCGGGGCUGCGGGAGCUGCUGCGCCUGGUGAAGAGCCGUGACGCCUUCGUGGAGACCCAGAUCCGAUGGCACCAGGGCUGCGCUUCCCCCCCUGCGGACACAGUGCUGGGGGCACUGCUGGGGGGGGACCCCACUGUCCCUAUGGGGCCACUGGGGGGGGACCGCCUGCACAUGGCCCUCGUGGACCUCUUCAUUGGUGGCACUGAGACGACGGCGGCGGCUCUGCUGUGGGCUGUGGCCUUUCUGCUGCACCAUCCCCAGGUGCAGGACCGGGUGCGUGCAGAGCUACGCCAGGUGCUGGGCCCCACAGGGACCCCAAAGCCAGGGGAUAUGGGGCGACUGCCUCUGCUCCGUGCCACCAUCACUGAGACCCUCCGCCUGCGUCCCACUGCGCCCCUCGCGCUGCCCCACUGUGCCCGGCGCCACUCCAGCAUUGCAGGAAUGCUGGUGCCUGCGGGAUCCAUCAUUAUCCCAAACCUCUUCGCUGCACACCACGACCCCAAGGUCUGGGACCGUCCCGAUGAGUUCCUGCCCGAGCGGUUCCUGCAGCCGGGGGCCCCAUGGCGAGCGCUGCUGCCCUUUGGCUGUGGGGCACGCUCAUGUGUGGGGGAGGCGUUGGCUCGGGCAGAGCUCUUUGUGUUUUUGGGGCACAUCCUACAGCGAUUCCGCCUGGAACCACCAUCUGAUGGGGCUCUGCCCCACUUGGGGGUCACCGCUGGCACCGUGCUGCGCUGUGCCCCAUUCCGCGUGCGUCUCGUGCCCUGCCCACCCCACAGCUCCUGAGCACAGUGUGUGGGAUGCAUGGGUCAGUGCUGGUUACUCGCAGCUUUAUUGACCCCAUAAAAGGCUCCACUGCACCCCA